CGACACAUCGAUUGCUUUUUUUUUUUUUUUUAAAUUAACAUCAGUCAUGUGACCUGUGACGGGGCGUGUUUUACAAACGAGCGCACCCUUUUACCUCAUAGGCAGAAAUGGCUACCACGGAAGUGGAGCAAAGGCGAGGUAAGCUUGCUGCUCUGUCCAUAGCGGCGGUGGUCAUCAUUGUGGGAGUCCCACUAUGGUGGCGGACAACAGAAACGUACCGUGCCUGGUUGCCUGUCAGUCAGAUCAACGAACUGGCUCAACUCCAGCUGCAGUUGUGUGCUGACGUGGAGGUCGUGUUUGCACGUGGCACCGUGACACCGGAGCAGCAGAAGAAGGUGCCGCUGACAAAGACGCAGGAUGAGGAACACCCAGUAGAUGAGAACACAGCUUUGAGGUAUAAGUACGAGAUGAGGUAUCGCACAGCCACAGUCAUGGAGGAGGAUGCUCUGAAACAGCCCACUGCUGCAGAUGCAGAUCUGUCUCUACACACACUCAGUGAGAGUCCGUCUGGUUCUCUGGUUGUAUAUGUGAUCCCAGAGUCGUCUUCGCUGCUGCCUGAGGAUGUAAAUGUUUACAUUGGCCAGCGAAGGACGGCCCUGCUGCGUAUUGGUGCACAGAUGAGAGUGGGCAAGACGCUAGAGCAGUUACUGGCUCACCUGGAGCCUCGGCUCAAACAGGUGCUGCAGGUGAUGUCUUUCAGCCAUGCAGACAUCACCGCCGCCCUCAGUGACAGAGUCCGUUUCAGCCCUGGCAACAAAGAGAGCAUCGCUGACAGCAUGAGAGCCUUCAAAUCCAGCCCAGGCUAUGAGAUAACAUUCAGUCUGUUGAACCCGGAUCCAAAGUCACACCGGCUACGCUGGGACAUAGAAGGUGCCGUUCAGACCUACAUUCAGCUGUUUCUUACAAAACUGUCCCCUGUGGCCAACUUCAGCAUCGACUCUCAGACUUUGUACUACGCCAUGCUCGGUGUGAACCCCCGCUUUGACAGCAGCCGCAGUGCCUACACACUCAACGCUGACAGCCUCGCGCACGUCAUCAACCCGGUGGAGGCUAGACUUGGUUCUAAUGCUGCGUCUUCCAACCCAGUGUUGAAUUUCCUUCUUUACGUCCCGGACGCCCACCACUCGCCCCUUUACAUCAAUGACCAUAAGAAACAGCAAGUGCCUUCUAAUGCAUUUCACUCUCCACGGUGGGGUGGAAUUAUGGUUUAUAAUGUAAAUGAUUUCUAUGGGCCAGAGGCUGAGUUUCCAGUCGACAUUGACAUAAACAUGGCAAAAGUCAUGGGCGUCUUCCUCGCGCAACUUCGACUGUUGCUCGGGGUGCAGUCGCCAGCCCCUCCCGCUGGCUUCCUUGUGGCACAGACCGGUAGUACAGGACUGGCUGACUGGGAGCUGGACCGCCUCAUGUGGAGUCGCAGCGUAGAAAAUAUUGCAACAGCAACCACCACCAUCACAUCUCUGGCCCAGUUGCUAGACCAGAUAGGCAACAUUGUUAUCAACGACAACAUUGCAGAGCAGGUGUCCAGUGCUGUCUCGUCUCUGCAGCUGGCCGUGGCCGAGCUGGAGGCCGGGAAUCUCGGCUUUGCUCUGCAGUACAGCAAAGAGGCCAUCUUGGCAUCAGAGAAAGCCUUCUUUGACCCUUCGCUCCUCCACCUCCUCUACUUCCCUGACGACCAGAAGUUUGCUAUCUACAUACCACUCUUCCUGCCGAUGUGUGUCCCUAUUCUGCUGUCGCUGCUCAAAAUAGUGUCUGAGGCAAGACAGAAGCGCAGAGAAAAACAAGCCAAGAAGGACUAAAGAACCGUUGAGAAGAAGACGGAAUUAACACGAUGCAACUGUUUCUUAUUGAACUUUUACAUUUAAGAUCAAAAGCCGGUGUGAAGAAAUGUUCAUUUGCAGCAUUGAAGUUUGGAUGAGUCAUGUCUAAUUUUUUCUUUUUUUUUUUGUGAGGAUUUAUGUCUGUUUUAAGGUUUUAAUGAGUGACUUAUGGUGACUGUCACACACUGUAACGAAAACUUGAAAUGAUGUAAAUGUGUACAAGUUUUAUAUUUGAACUCCACUUUCUAUUAAGUUAUAAAGAAAUAAAGACCAAAAGCAAAA
Messenger RNA from Mugil cephalus (flathead mullet), 2099 nucleotides. RefSeq names its product phosphatidylinositol glycan anchor biosynthesis, class S (gene pigs). Gene Ontology annotation, biological process: attachment of GPI anchor to protein. The transcript has 12 exons. NCBI's taxonomy places the organism in Eukaryota, Metazoa, Chordata, Actinopteri, Mugiliformes, Mugilidae. The record is from RefSeq and is a predicted model, not a curated record. Bases 108 to 1796 code for a protein of 562 amino acids. Gene Ontology annotation, cellular component: GPI-anchor transamidase complex.